AUGGGUCAUGCACCAAAAUUAAGUUUUUCUGCUAUAGCAGUUAUGAGUUCAGUUCUUGUUAUAUAUGUUGGUAUUAAAUCACCAUUGAAAAAUAAAUGGGUUAGUGAAAAUAGAAUUAGUCCAAAAGCUGAUUUAGCAUGGAGAAAUAGUGCUGAAAAAUGGGUUGAAGAUCAUAAAGGUAAUAGAUAUUAA
Candida dubliniensis CD36 is the source of this 192-nucleotide messenger RNA. RefSeq lists its product as uncharacterized. The record is from RefSeq and is a predicted model, not a curated record. The transcript has a single exon. NCBI's taxonomy places the organism in Eukaryota, Fungi, Ascomycota, Pichiomycetes, Serinales, Debaryomycetaceae. Bases 1 to 192 code for a protein of 63 amino acids.